AAAAAAAAAAAAAGAAAAAAAGAAAAAAAGUUUUAUGGUGGAUAUUGCAUUGCAGGCAAAACCAAAACCAAAACCAAAACAGAAGAACCAGACCUUCUAUGACCAUGAAGCUUUUGAGUUUUGAGUUGAGUAUGGUGAAAGAGACAGCGAAGCCGUAGAGGGAGAAAGUUUGUUUUAGACUAAAGAAGAAGAGGAGGUUUAAGAGAGGGUUUUAGGUCCACCAACUGGUGGUUAGAAGAUUGAUCUCUUAACCAAACAUAUCUCUUCAUCACCACAAACAAAUCAUCAGCUAACAACACUAAGGAAGAAGGAGGAGAAGAAGAAGAAGAAGAAGAAACUUGAGCAACCACUAGUUCAAACUGCUACUGGGUUUGGAGCAGGAACCAGAAAAAUACUUAAAAAAGUGAAAAGUCUUUCAAAAGAGAGGAACUUUAUCAUCACUCUCUUUCAGAGAAAGCAAGAACUGUGUUCGUGUGAAUCUUUCACGUGGGAAUUGAUGGAAAGAGAAUAAAUGAUUAGAAAAGAAGAUCAAAAGUGAAAAUUCAAUUAUUGUUGCUGUUAUUAUCACUUAAUUAGCUUGUUCUUGGAACCCAAAAACAAAAACACACACACACAGUAAAAAGCUCUUGUUUUUCUUCUUCUUUUAUGUUGUUUUUGUUGUAGUAUUAUGAGCAAUAUUUUCAAUGAAAAGUGAAGUGUUGUGUCGUUGUUUUUGUACUGGGUUCUUGGGAUCAGAAAGCGAUUUGUUUUGUGAAGAUUGUGUUAUCAGCGGAUCUGGUGGUGUCUUCAAACUUUUGUGUUCCCCACAACACCCACAACUGUUGCUUGUUUCCAGUUGAUGAAGAAAUAAGAUUAAUGAAGAAGUAUCAGUCUUGUGGGCUCGAAUUAAAAAUUUGUUGAGAUAAUACAAAUAUGGCCACUUAUUACACUAGUUCAAAUAAUCAAAAGGAGGCUGCUCCUAUGAUCUAUUUAAGGGAUUCUUUGCCGGGUUCUUACUCAGAGGCACCUGUUCUUCCUGGUAAUGUGAUGAUGUACAUGAAUUCAGGGUCUUACCCGGAUUUGCUAGCAGGAAGUUCUCAGCAGCAAAAUAACUGCAUUGAUAUUCAAUCUGUGGAAACUUCAGAAUCAACCCCACAGCAACAAGAAAUCUUCUCGAAUCUUGGUGGGUCACGAAUUGGGGAGCAUGAGUUCAAUGCAUGGAGGGACAAUAGAAAUGAGAUGUUAGUUAUGCAACCAAUGGGUGGCCCUACGAAUAUUCUACAAGGUGGACAGAGUUUGCAUGGUCAAGGAUUAUCCCUUAGCUUGGGGACACAAAUUCCAUCUGGAAUCCAAAUGCCUUCCAUCCCCUACAGAAAUCCCAAUUCAGGCUUUGCUUCAUUCUUGAGCUCGAAUUCAUUGAUUACAGGUGACGGUGGCAGGAAUAGCUCUUCCAGAGAUGAACAAGCAAGAAACGUUGAAUAUUUGCCGGUUGCUUUCUCUGGAGGUAACCAAGAGAACAAAGGUGAUGUGUCUCCUUAUGGGACGUCAAGUGUUUCAAGAGCCAUCCCCAAUUCCAGGUAUCUCAAGGCAGCACGACAACUUUUAGACGAAGUUGUUAAUGUUCGAAAAGCUCUAAAACAGCCUGAUGGUGAGAAAAGCCAAGGCACACAUGAGCAGCGGAUGAAAAGUUCCAAGGAGACUGAUUGGGCUUCAAGUAAUGCACCAUCGAAUCAAGAAUCUGCUGGGAACCCACUGAAUGAACUUUCACAUGCUGAAAAACAAGAACUGCAAAACAAGUUGACAAAGCUUUUGUCCAUGUUGGAUGAGGUUGAUAGAAGGUACAAGCAGUAUUACCACCAAAUGCAGAUUGUGGUAUCUUCAUUUGAUGUGAUUGCAGGAUGUGGGGCUGCUAAACCAUACACUGCAUUGGCUUUGCAGACUAUAUCCCGCCACUUCCGGUGCUUGCGUGAUGCUAUCACUGGCCAAAUUCAGGCAACCCGUAGAAGCCUUGGAGAGCAAGAUACUUCAGAAAACGGUAAAGGUGUUGGCAUAACUCGCCUCCGAUAUGUGGAUCAGCAGCUCAGGCAACAACGAGCUCUUCAGCAACUUGGUAUGAUGCAACAACAUGCUUGGAGGCCACAGAGAGGGUUGCCUGAAAGCUCUGUUUCGAUUCUUCGUGCCUGGCUGUUUGAACAUUUCCUCCAUCCUUACCCAAAAGACACUGAUAAAAUCAUGCUUGCAAGACAGACAGGCUUGACCAGAAGUCAGGUUUCGAAUUGGUUUAUAAAUGCUCGGGUUCGUCUUUGGAAGCCUAUGGUUGAAGAGAUGUAUAAAGAGGAAUUUUCUGGAGCUGAGAUGGACUCAAAUUCUUCAUCUGAAAAUGCUGCCAAAGCAAAUAAAGGUGAUACAAUGACCUCGGAGGACAGGGAGGAAGAUUUGCAACGGAGUGGGAGUUCAACUGCCACUGAGAGAUGCAGUACUGGACAAAUGACAGAUUCCAAAUCCAAUCAAGUUCUCGAUGUAGAAACAGCAGGUGCCAGUUUCCAUAACGGGGCAUGCGGAGGAGCUGAAACCGAGUAUGGGUUACUGAAACUGAGGGAUGAACAAAGGUCCAAUGUUGAUGAAAGUAGUCUCUUCCAGGACCCAAUGGUUCAUUCAGACGGGGGCAACAACAGGUACAUGGCAGCUGCCGCUGCUGCUUACCACAUGUCAGAGUUGGGCCGGUUUGGGAGUGGCAGUGGGGUGUCUCUCACAUUAGGCUUACAACAUUGCGAGGGUGGUAACCUACCGAUAUCUGGUGGAACCCAUCAAAGUUUCAUUGCCAUGAGAGGAGAUGAUAUAUACAAUGCUGCUGCAUCUUCUGUAGGGACUGAAACAGCAGAUUAUGAAUGUAUAAAUAACGGGAACCGGCAGUCCAGGUUCAGUUCUUCCCAUUUAUUACACGAUUUCGUAGCUUGAAAACCAACUGCUUUGCAUGUUCACCUGAAAAGAAAGUUCAGGCUUUUCAUUUAGGUAAACCAAAGAAUUCUAGUCUUCUGGAUGAGGAGACUUAGAACACAGUUGUAAUAUAUCAAGAAAUUGGUUGGUUAGCAUAUUUGUAAAGAUAAGAUACAUAAUUUUUGCCUUGGGUAUUGGCUAAGAAAAAAGAACCAAAAAAAAAAAAAAGUCUUGAUUUAAAUAAAGUUAGUAGGGAUUGGCUUGGCUUAUUGUCA
Molecule: messenger RNA, 3191 nt
Organism: Mangifera indica (mango)
Lineage: Eukaryota; Viridiplantae; Streptophyta; Magnoliopsida; Sapindales; Anacardiaceae
Product: BEL1-like homeodomain protein 7
Biological process (GO): regulation of transcription by RNA polymerase II
Molecular function (GO): RNA polymerase II cis-regulatory region sequence-specific DNA binding; DNA-binding transcription factor activity, RNA polymerase II-specific
Source: RefSeq, a predicted model, not a curated record